Messenger RNA from Clunio marinus, 2196 nucleotides. The record is from the annotation of a GenBank genome assembly. Lineage: Eukaryota; Metazoa; Arthropoda; Insecta; Diptera; Chironomidae.
AUGUUUAGACUAAAGUUUCGAAACAAUUCAAUAACUAAAAUAUUCAAAAGAUAUUAUAAUAGCGAAAAGAGGACAAAUCCUCAAGAUUCUAUAAGAAACAUUGGAAUUUUAGCUCAUAUCGAUGCCGGUAAAACAACGACAACUGAACGUAUGUUAUUCUAUUCGGGUAAAACAAGAAACCUGGGUGAAGUGCAUCAUGGAACAACAGUUACAGAUUAUUUAGAUCAAGAGAGAGAACGCGGCAUAACAAUUUGUAGUUCUGCUGUUACCUUCAUGUGGAAAGAUCACAGAAUUAAUCUAUUAGACACACCUGGUCACAUUGAUUUUACAAUGGAAGUUGAACAAUCUUUAGGUGCUGUCGAUGGCUGUGUAGUAAUUUUAGACUCAUCUGCUGGUGUUGAAGCUCAAACUGUUACAGUUUGGAAUCAAUCUGAUCGCUAUGAACUCCCGAAAAUUAUUUUUGCGAAUAAGAUGGACCGAGCCGAUGCAGAUUUUGAAGGAUGUGUUGAAGAUGUUCGAAGAAAACUUCAUGAAUGUCCAAUACCAUUACAAUUUCCAUUUAAAAGUGAUGGAAAAUUAAAAGGCAUCAUUGAUCUCUUGACUAUGAAAAAAGUGACUUGGGAUGUCAAAAAUCAAGGUCAAAGUUAUAAAGUUGAAGAUAUCAGAGACAACAAAGAAAUGAAGGAGAAACGUUUGGAAAUUGUUGACAAACUUUCUGGAAUCGACGAUCAGCUGGCUGAAAAGAUUAUUGUUGAAAACAGCCUCGAAACUAUAAGUCUCGAUGUUUUACUGAAUAGUCUUCGAAGACAGACAAUAAGAAGAAAGAUUGUGCCCAUGUUUCUUGGUUCAGCCUACAAAAAUACCGGCGUUCAACUUCUCAUGGACAACAUCAUAAAUUUCCUUCCAGCACCAAAUGAUAGGAACCAGGUUUAUGAUUGUUUUGAUGACAAUUUCGUUGGAACUGUUUUUAAAGUUACUCAUGAUAAACAACGUGGAGCGUUGAGCUUGGUUAGGAUAUUCAGAGGAGAAAUAAAAAAAGGUGCUCGUAUCACGACAUCUAAUGGAAAAGGUGAAAACAUUCAAAAAAUUUAUGAACCUCUUGCUGACGAAUAUAAAGAAAUUGAUUCGAUUGGAGCUGGAAAUGUCUGUGCAUUUGCUGGUUUAAAAUCAACAAAAACUGGCGAUGUUCUUGUGUCGAGUGCUUCUUCAUUAAAAAAUGCACAAUCAAAGCUUGAAAAAAAUUCUGCUAGCGAACACAGUACUUUUAGUUUAGAGCCCAAUAUUCCAGAUGCUGUUUACUUUUGUUCAAUAGAACCACCAAGUGUGGCAUAUCAAACAGCACUUGAUAACGCAUUGGAACAAAUUCAAAGAGAAGAUCCAAGUUUAAGAGUGAAAUAUGACGAGACAACUCUGCAAACAGUAUUGGGUGGAAUGGGAGAACUUCAUCUUGAAAUAAUCAAAUCUCGUCUUCUCACUGAAUACAAAAUCGACGCUGAUCUUGGUCCUCUACAAAUAGCUUACAAAGAGACAAUCGAGGAUGAAAUAACAAAUUCAAUUCGAUGUGAAAAAGAAAUCGCCGGUAACAAGCAACUUGUGGAAAUUGGAAUGACACUCGACGUUAAGCAGCCCGAUGAGAAAGAAAUCUUUCGAUUAGAUAAUUCACCAGAAGCUUCUGAAAUUUUAACACCAAUUCGACCAAAAUAUAUUCAACUAGUGAAAAAAGCAGCAAUCAGUGCAUUGGAUCGUGGACCAAAGAUUGGUGGUGAAGUGAUCAAUGUUAAGAUUAAAUUAAAUAAUUUAGUAAUUGGUCGUGGAACUGCUGAUGCUUUUAUUAUGUCAGCAGCAACGCAAUGUGUUCAAAAAAUUCUUCUGCAAGGAAAUAGUCGAUUAUUGGAGCCAAUGAUGUCAAUUCAAAUUAUUGUUCCAUCUGAGAAAGUUUCACCAGUGUUAGCUGACUUAGGACGGCGAAGAGCUCAAAUUUUAAAUGUUUCAAUCCGUGGUGAAAAUAAUCGCGUCAUUGAUAUCAUUGCACCACUUGCUGAACUUACUGGAUAUUCAAGCAUUGUUCGAACAAUUACAUCAGGAACCGCAAGCAUGUCAAUGCAACCUCACGGUUACAAUUUACUUUCAAUUUCAGAACAAGAAUCCGCUAUAAGACGAGCUCAAGGAUUAGAAUAAAAAAUUUAUUUAAAAUUA